AUGGGGACAGCAAAACCAAAUGGUUCUAUGGCCAAGCAGUUCCACACAUCACCCACGACAGUUCCAACAACCAGGGAGGGUAGUGCUGGCAGACAAAGAAAUAUGAUUGCAUCGCAAAGAGAUGGACAGAACUGGUGGAAAAUGGAACCCAAAUACUCUACUAAAGUUCUCAUUGGAAACUGGGUGGAAGAGAGGGAAAGGUUUAGAAAAGGCACUGGGAAGCCCGGCAGCAGCAUUUACAAAACGGACUUCAUCUGCUUCCCAGAUCACAAACCAGACAAAACACUGAGGAGAAUCGUGAUGGAAAAACACGAGGGCCUGCCAAUGCAGCACUUCUUCACCCAUCAUGAGGAACCGAGAAGCCAAAAUUUAGUAUCAGAGUAUGACGAUAAAUACAAUAGACAUGGUUACAACCCUGUGCUGCCUCCCCUCCGCAGCUGGAAUGGACGCAAGCUCGCCUGGAUUCCUCAGAAAUCAGAUUUCCCCAUUCUUGAACCACCCACCAACUAUGGCCUUCUUGAGCACCUGAUGAAAAAAUGGCACGAGGAAGAAGCUGGAGUGAUGAACAGUGUCUACACCAUUUCCUACGAAAUCCCCCUGAUUUCUUCUUUUGUGACUUGUCAACUGAGACAACCAGCUAAAAUUCAUGAGCUCCCUUCUAACCAGGGACACCUUCUCCAAACCGUUAGUAGAAUCCUGGGCUAUGAAGGGGAUCACAAAUAUCUGCAAGCCAUUGAACUGGUGAGAGGCAGAAAAGCAGGGGACGCCUCUGUGUAA
Molecule: messenger RNA, 777 nt
Organism: Chroicocephalus ridibundus (black-headed gull)
Lineage: Eukaryota; Metazoa; Chordata; Aves; Charadriiformes; Laridae
Gene: CFAP107
Product: cilia and flagella associated protein 107
Source: RefSeq, a predicted model, not a curated record